AUGAGCGGUGGUGCCGGUGUCGAUUGGCAUGAUGAGAUGGAUAUCCCGAAAAUGGAACUACUCAACGCUGCCUACGAAGGGAAUAUCAACAAGGUUGGUGAGCUACUUCGAAUGGGUGUGAAUAUUGAUUCGUGUGACGAUGAUCAUGUGACAGCACUGCAAAUUGCUGCAUUUAAUGGAAACAAUUCAAUGGUCACUUAUCUUCUCGACGAAGGUGCAGAUUUGGAAGCAUGCAAUCAAGUAGGCAUGACACCGUUUCAUCAUGCUUGUCGUGAAGGGAAAAUGACCGUAGUUGAGACAUUACUGCAACGUGGUGCCGACAUCCAUCGAACUACGUAUAUGGGAGCAACGGCAUUGACAUUAGCUGCUGCUGGAGCUCAUCUACAUAUAGUGAAGAAAUUGGUCUCCUUACGUCUAGAGGUCUCACCACCAACUAUGGGAUUGUGCCCAACACCGCUUAUAGCGGCCGCAUUCCGCAGUAGUCCACAAAUUUGUGGAUUUUUGAAUCAUCGAGGAGCCCCGAUCGAUGAGACGUUGGACUCUCUAUUAGGAUUGUCUGCGCUUUCCUGUGUACUUAUGUGUUCGUCAACAAGCGUCUUCUGUGCACUCCUGGACCUUGGCGCCGAUCCAACGAAAAAAACAUUGAAGAAGAAAACCGCCGCCGAAUUGGCCGAACAGUUCAAGCGACAUGAUGUACUAGCUAUACUAGCUGAUAAAAGUAGAAUUAGACACCAUGAUAGAACUACUGUGGGCGAUAUACGACAACUGAUCGCGGAAAACCAAUUGGAUUGUGCCGAAUUCGCACGCGGCAAACAAACGCCGCUCGCGGAAAGUGCGACCCCGCUUAUGUUCGCAGCAGCGGUUGGAAACGAGCGUGCGGUCAGACGUCUACUUGAUUUACGAGUAGAGGUUAAUGAUGCUGAAUCUCGUUAUGCUCUCACCGCUCUUCACAUCGCAUCGCUGCUCAGAUUUGAUGCGAUUGCUCUUGUGCUCUUAAUGAACGAUGCUAAAACUAGUGAUUUGACUACACUGAAUCUUUCCCCAUUUGAUUUUUAUAUAUCAUGCUCAGAUGAACCGGACCCAAGCCUACGAGCAAUGCUGCACUGUUAUCGCCCAUCUCGCCUGGACGGAAAAAUGAAUCUUAGUGCCAGUAGUGGCACGUUAUCGAAAGUGCUAACAACAGGACGACCAAAAGAGUGGCUGUCUCGUUUCUCAAGUCAACUGGGUAUCUCUGCAGAAUCACAAGCUGCAUCGAGUAUGAUGGAGAUGCGACAAUGGCGAGAUUAUUGGACGAGAAUCAGCGGUACGGAUGGUCGCUUCUGGAGGAAACUUGUCACCGCCGAGGAAAUUCUCCGGAUGACAAAAAAUGCGACACCGCUCAAAAAUGUCACUUACGACACGGUGCUAGAUGCAGUUAAGAAAAUGGCUCAGCAAUGCCAGUCAUUUGCUGUCAACUGUUUCUACGACUCAUACGUCGGCGAGGUGAAACGAGGAGACACCGAUGCAGAGAAUGACAACUAUAAAUGGGAAUACUAUGACCGCGCACAAAUGUACACAUCACAAUGCGGUUACCAACAGUCAAAGAGGAGGGUUAUCAAUCCAAGGGAUUCCAUUGUGGUACAUCGAAGAGACGGAAGUGAUGGUAGUCGCAAACCACGCACACUAUCAUUCUUGGAGUCCCCAUCACAAAAUCAAAUGCGUACAACUCCAAGAAUGCUGAAGAAGUCGCGAGAGUCAAUGGUUAUGGAUGAAAGUGUGACUCGAGGUGGUUACGAACAACUAAGGAAAACCUCUUCUACACCUCUUCUCGUACAAGUGCCAACAAUGUUAGGAACGCCACAUGUUCGUUUGGCACUCAGCCAAUCGGAGCGACGGCGGACAGUUGAAGAGCGAAUAUGGGGUGAAUUACGAAAACACGGUCUGAUGCAAUACGUUGACGUGCUGCAGAAAGAAGAAAUUGAUGCUGAGUCAUUCUUCACUCUGAACGAUCACGAUUUGAAGAAUAUGGGUAUUACAACACAAGCACAUCGUACAGCUAUUCUGAAUGUGAAAAAUCAUCUCAUUAGUAUAUCAUAA
Necator americanus (New World hookworm) is the source of this 2076-nucleotide messenger RNA. RefSeq lists its product as uncharacterized. The record is from RefSeq and is a predicted model, not a curated record. Lineage: Eukaryota; Metazoa; Nematoda; Chromadorea; Rhabditida; Ancylostomatidae. The transcript has 19 exons. Gene Ontology annotation, molecular function: protein binding. The coding region runs from base 1 to 2076 and encodes 691 amino acids.